AUGCAAAAUAAAUCCACCCCAAGGCUUCAACAGCACUCAAACAUUGGAGUACUUAAACACUGUCCAACAAGAGUCGUUUUACCAGCAGAACAUUUUAAAAUUCGAACUUGCAUACCCAUGGUAUCUUCAUGUUCCACAGAGAACCAAACUGAACACAAAGAUGGUUGUUUAAAGGGUACAAGUGGGAUUAUCUUUUUACCUUGGGAUGAUAAGCCUUACAAGAACUAUCACUGUGUGCUUUGCAAUGGAUUAUCAAUGAAAAACGCAAGAUGCGAUCCGUUUUUCAAAUCUCAAUUUGACAACUUUAAAUCAUUUGAAAUAGUCAUGCAAUUCAAAACGCCAACCAGUAACCAAAAGAAAACGAAGGUCACGAAAUCUCCCCCGACCUGUCCGCCAAACAAGGUUUACGACCAACAUCUGAAAGCCUGCGUGUCAGGCAACGUUUUAAAUUCUUUAAAAGCAAACAAGUAUCGCCUGAAAUUCUGGAUGCGUCCUUUGGAUGGUCGAAUGAAACCUGUGACAACGCACCAAUUUAGUAUCGCUAUUUCCAAAAUGUUUGCGCUAGAUCCUUCAAAAAUCGAAGAAAUAGUAAUAUCUUCCGAAGGUAAUUUCACAGCAGUCAGUUUCAGUUUGUAUGCUGGGACUCCUUUCAGGAUAAAUGAUGAGACAAAUAUGCCUUACAAAGACAACUUCAAUGUGUCUAUUUUCCUCAAUUUCAACAAAUCCUUUGAGAUCAACAUUAAUGACAAAACAUGGGAGGUCAUUCGCGUCACUGAAAGACAACUAGCCUGCGUAGAAACAGUGGAAUUUUCUCCAGGAGAGAUUAAGCUAUUAGAGACCUUUAGCAUCAGGUAAACCGCAAACCUCAAACCGCAAACCGCAGUUACGCGUUUGCAGUUUCGCGUUGCCGAGAUUUCAAACUUUAGCAAGGCGUUCAGUUCGAUUUGUUCAGUUCAGUUCAGUUCACUUUUAUUUAGCCAAAAUACAAUACAAUACAAGAAUACAUAUAGGAAUUGUAAGGUUGCAAGGGAGCCCAGAAGAAACCAGAAGGCUUUAUGAAGCCUGAGCUCCCCAGUCUAAAAGAAAUAAGCAAAAUAAAAUGAUAUUCGCGGAGUGAUACGCGGGUACGUUAAAAAAAGGAACCAGACAGAGACUGAGUUAAGUUAUGAAUUUAGUAACAAGAUAGAAAAAAAAAAUUAACUCUGGAUUGGAACGGAAUACUUUCCAUUGUUAGUACGGCAGAAAGGUAUACAAAAUUGACUUGAACUACGCGUUCAUUGUUUAUGGCCGCCAUGUUGUUUUCAUCAAGUCGAAGUGCAUCACUUUAAUCGCCCAAAAAUCAGCAAUAAUUCAUUGAUUCGAGAUCAAAAAUCCAACAAACACAUCGCAAACGGAUACAAAAAGCUAGUUCAUACCUUUAAACGCGAGGCUGUACGAUUUUUUGUGGCAAAAAACCUUGCCGUAAAUCACUUACUGCUGGAAGCCCUUCCUGAGGUUCAAACGUGAACUGCAAACUGCAAACGUGACCGCAAGGACGUGGUCACGUGACAUUUUGCGGUUUGCGGUUUGCCGUUUCCCACGAAAAACCUGAUGCUAAAGGUCCCUAUUACGUAAGAACGGUGAGGCUUUUCAAAACAAGACUGUGCAAAACCGGUCUGUAUACCACUUUUUUUUCGAUUACCCAGGAAACAAAUACAGUACUCUUUUGGUGUGCAAAUCAAAUUUUACCAUUCAAUGUCCAUUUGUACUACAACAAAUAAACCCUCAUGAGUACACCAUUUUGGCCAACAAAACCUUACUACACAACACCACUGGAAGAGUUUACCCGCUUGGAGAAUACGAUUUGAACGGAGAAAAAGUCUUGAUUUGCCCUAACAACACAAACUACAAAGUAAAUUACUCCAACUCUUCCAUCCAGGUUAUAGGACCUAACAUCACUGCCAAGACAGAAUCCCGUUUUCUGCGGUAUGUUACCUUCGUUGGCUUUUCAGUGUCAUUUCUUGCCCUCAUCCUCACUUUAGUGAUACACUUUAUUUUUGCUGAGCUGCGAAGGCCUUUGCCGGGGAAAAAUCUCAUGAGUUUCUGCUUGGCCCUUGCCCUUGCUCAGUUCAUGUGGCUGUUCGGCUCAGGGGACACGGAUAAACCAACCUUUUGUACUGCAGUCGCGGCAGUGAUCCACUACCUUUUCCUGGUUUCCUUUGCAUGUAUGGCCAUCAUAGCCUUCGACACUCACCGUACCUUCUCCAGUCAGAUUUCUAUAGUUCCGGGGCACUCAAUUAAUGGUCGCAACAAGAAUAUUAGGUUUCUGAAGUACACUUGCUUUGCAUGGGGAUUACCGAUGCUUUUUGUAGCUGUCUGCCUUUUCCUCGAUCAAUUCCAAGUGGUGUUUAUCGGGUAUGGAAAUGAAGACGUUUGUUGGCUUGACAGAAGCGAUGGCAAGAUUAUUGUUUUGGCUGUUCCCAUAGCCUCCGUUCUUCUUUACAACAUUUGCGCGUUUUCCCAUACCGUAUGGGCCAUCAACAGUGCCAGAAAGCAAACAACCCGAGUCAAAUCUGCCCGUCAAGAUCAAAAGGUCGUCCUUAAAAUAUACCUGCGCCUGGUCACACUCAUGGGCUUCACUUGGUUUUUCAGCUUCGGCGCCGAACUCAUUCACAAGGCGCUGAUAUAUCCGUUCGUAGUUCUCACAACUACUCAAGGAGUAUUCGUAUUCGUGGCCUUUGUGUGCAAGACCAGAGUGCUAAAGCUAAUAAGGAAUUCCUUUUCAAGAUCCAGAAGAGUUGUACUGGCCCCCACUCCACAGAUCGCCAUUGCGGAUCGCAGGAACGUAGAACUAGCACCAACACAGACAACAGCAGCUAAGGCAUUGGCAUUGGUCUCGAUUCCACAAAGUGUAAAUACCCAUUGCAGCAGCGUACAGCUACGGGCGAUACAGACAUUAUAA
Molecule: messenger RNA, 2941 nt
Organism: Porites evermanni
Lineage: Eukaryota; Metazoa; Cnidaria; Anthozoa; Scleractinia; Poritidae
Source: the annotation of a GenBank genome assembly